GUGGCAGAGUCUGCUUUGAGUGCCUGUAUACAAGACCCAAUAUUUCAUCGGGUUAGGGAUGUAGCUCCAAACAAGGUUUUGGUUUUCACAGUGCCUAAGACUUGUACAACAUGGCUCAAUUGAAUGUGCCAGUGCUACAGUUCAAGAAUUCUUCUGUCUUUGGAAUCCAUCCAACGACACAGUUUAUUUGCUUCCAGACACAAAGUAGAAGUAAUUCCUCACGGUUAACUAAGAAGCCAUUAGUGGUUGAAGCUAGAGCAAAUGCUAGAACAGAAAGUCCAAAACUUCGGAACAGAAGGAUUCAGAAAAAGUUCAAUGGAACUGCUAGAAAUCCAAGGCUUUCAGUAUUUUGCUCAGAUAAGCAAUUGUAUGCAAUGCUUGUAGAUGACAAGAAUAAGAAGUGUUUGUUCUAUGCAAGUACACUGCAGAAAUCGAUUCGAAAUCCCCCAUGCAGCACUUCUGAAGCUGCUAAACGUGUUGGGGAGGCACUUGUCAAAGCCUGUACAGACCUCAACAUAAAUGAAAUAUCGUCCUAUGAUCGCAAUGGACUUUACCGUGGACAAAGGUUGGAAGCCUUUGAGAUUGCCAUUUCCAGUUAUGGAUUCUUGCCGGGAUAGGUCUGCCUCUGAAAGCUUGAGCUCUUGUCAAAUUUACAAUCCACUGGAGUCAAUGCUUUUCUAUGUAGAUAUUAUCACUUUUUCAGAGUAGUAGGUUGUAAUCUCAUCAGGUGAUUAGUCAUUACUGAAAAGUAGAAGGAACUAGAAAAUCAGCGGUCCAAUUGUUAUGGAACUUGAAGUCAUUUUCAUUUCUGAAUCACAUUGUUUUUACAUUA
Messenger RNA from Arachis duranensis, 832 nucleotides. RefSeq lists its product as uncharacterized. Gene Ontology annotation, biological process: translation. Gene Ontology annotation, molecular function: 5S rRNA binding; structural constituent of ribosome. Gene Ontology annotation, cellular component: ribosome. NCBI's taxonomy places the organism in Eukaryota, Viridiplantae, Streptophyta, Magnoliopsida, Fabales, Fabaceae. The record is from RefSeq and is a predicted model, not a curated record.